Molecule: messenger RNA, 1995 nt
Organism: Alternaria atra
Lineage: Eukaryota; Fungi; Ascomycota; Dothideomycetes; Pleosporales; Pleosporaceae
Exons: 9
Coding region: 1-1995 (664 amino acids)
Source: RefSeq, a predicted model, not a curated record
AUGGAUGACAGAGAACCAAUGUAUCACUCCGAGAACGCCUCCUAUGUAUUCUCUCACGCAGACGACGAGUAUAGCUCCACCAGAAACAAACUGGAAGAAAGGCUCAAUGAAGUCGUGCAAGAAACGCGACUAGUAAUCGGCUUAGACUACGGCACCACAUACACUGGUAUGCUACUUGGAUUGUCGCUGCUCAUCGUCGGUGGACUGAUACCCAGUUUAGGUGUGGCUUAUGCAACUCCAUCUGGGUCAAGCUGCUCGCUCGAAAAGAUAGACGUCAUGGUAGAAUGGGGUGCGACAGUGGACGACAAAGUUCCGAGUGUCAUUUCGUAUUCACGUCCCGACUACGAGUGGGGUGGUGAUUUGAGUGCUGAGUCCAUCUCCAUGGUGCAUACCAAACUUGAGCUUGGUCUACAAAGUACCUUGGGUGAAUUAGAUAUGACGCUCCAGGUUCUAGAUGGAAUGGCCAAUCUCAACAUCGACGAGAUGUUGAAGACUGUACGCAGUCACGACGAUGUACCCGCUUAUUCACAUAAAAGCCCGGAGGAGAUUGUCACCGACUAUCUGGAGAAAGUAUUUCAACAUCUAGAAGUUGAAGUCGAUAAAUUCGGACCAAUCGCGAGAAAACAUACUGCCACAGAUCUUGUGGUUACUAUACCUACUGACUGGUCCUACAUGGCGAUGAACUCAACUUUUCGAGCACUGACGAAAGCCGGGUUCAAUCGAGCUAGCUUCCCAAGAUUGCAGGAUGUCAUGUUCAUCACAGAACCGGAGGCUGCUGCAGUCUACACUGCACGCCAUUAUCGCGACGAGCUCGCGCAAAACAUACUGCAGGUGGGCCAAUACUUCAUACUCUGCGAUGCUGGUGGUGGUACAGUAGAUGUGGUAUCAUACCAGGUCAAGCAGUUGGAGCCAGCGCUUGAGUUGGAGCAGAUUGGAAUGCCGACCGGCGAUAAAUGCGGUUCAAUAUUCAUCAACCUUGAGUUCAAGAGGUGGCUACGAGGCAUACUUACCGAUGACUGCUAUCGAAAGCUCGACCCUACUUUUGACGUUGACAAAGUCGCAAAUCACGCCUCGGAAACUCCAGCGAUGAGAUCACUCAUGAAAGACUUCGAUUUGAAAAAGAAGCAGUUCACAGUGAGGUCUUCAGACUGUCAACUAGAGCUUCCGGCUCCGUUGGAGAAUCAUAGUGUCCCAGGUCGUGUGAAUCAGGGUCUUCUUACUAUCAAAAGGCAUGAGAUGGAAUCAUUCUUUGACGCAUCAAUUGAGAGAAUCGUGCAUUUGAUCAAUGUUCACGUUAAACGGAUUCGAGAGCAGCGUCGGAAUCGUCCGAAAAAUCUGUUUCUGGUAGGAGGAUAUGGCGAGUCGGAGUACCUCCAAGCUCAGAUCAACGAGAUGUUGCUACAAGAGAGGAUGGUGAUGCAAUACUGGAGGCCUCAGAAAUCUUGGACGGCAGUUGUUCGAGGUGCCGUGGUUUGUGGUAUCGAGAAGCAUGGCAUGAGAAGCUUGAAGCGGACUACAUCCUGUCGGCACAGCUACGGAAUAUGCUUAGACGAAAGCUAUACCUCAGCUCAUCAUGGGAAGCAAGAUGACUUCAUUAAACACGGCGGAAAUGCUUUCGCUAAAGGGCAACUCACGUGGUUGCUAAACAAAGGCGACCUAAUCCUGUUCAACGAAUCAACGGAGCGGUCGAAAACGGUUCACAUCCGACUCUUGAAGCAGCGACAGGAUACAAUGACGUUGACAAUCUGGCAAUAUUUGAGCAACGAGGAACACCGGCCGACACGUCUUGAAGAUGCCACUGAUGAACUUCGAAACGCAGGCGAGAUUGACAUUGACUUGAGUAAGAUUCAAUUGGAGCGUGUGCGCCAGGGGCUUGGAAAGUCAACGUACUUCAAGGCUGAUUUGAAGUUGGUGCUGAGAUUGGAGUGGGAUAAACUGUGGGCGACUCUGUGGUGGAAACAAACGGAGCUAACGACAAUCCCAGUACUGUACUAG